AGUGUUUGGCGGCCGGCUAGUAGGAAGUGGCGCUUCCGGGAGUGGAGAUGGCCGCGCUGGCCCCGCUGCCGCCGUUGCCCGCGCAGUUUAAGAGCAUACAGCAUCAUUUGAGAACGGCUCAGGAGCAUGACAAGCGGGACCCCGUGGUGGCCUACUACUCAAAGAAGGCCUUCCUUGGAAAAGGUGUUAGCAUACUGGUUCUCUUGCAUUGUUUAGGUCGCUUAUAUGCUAUGCAAACCGGAAUGAAGAUUGAUAGUAAAACUCCUGAGUGUCGUAAAUUUUUAUCAAAGCUAAUGGAUCAGUUAGAAGCUCUUAAGAAACAGCUGGGAGAUAAUGAAGCUGUUACUCAAGAAAUAGUUGGUUGUGCCCAUUUGGAAAAUUAUGCUUUGAAAAUGUUCUUGUAUGCAGACAAUGAGGAUCGAGCGGGACGGUUUCACAAAAACAUGAUCAAGUCCUUCUACACCGCGAGCCUUUUAAUCGAUGUCAUAACAGUAUUUGGUGAGCUGACAGAUGAGAAUGUGAAACACAGAAAGUAUGCAAGGUGGAAAGCAACAUAUAUCCAUAACUGCUUAAAGAAUGGGGAGACUCCUCAAGCAGGCCCUGUUGGAAUAGAAGAAGAUAAUGAUGUUGAAGAAAGUGAAGAUGUUGGUGCCACCUCUCUGCCCACUCAGCCGCCUCAGCCAUCAUCUUCAGCAUAUGACCCAAGUAAUUUGGCACCAGGCAGCUACAGUGGGAUACAGAUUCCUCCAGGUGCACAUGCUCCAGCUAAUACACCCGCAGAAGUGCCGCACAGCACAGGCGUAACGAGUAAUACCGCGCAGCCUAGUCCACAGACUGGUCCAGUCAUCGAUUCUGACCUGUAUACAGCUUCCCAGGGGGAUAUCCGCCUGACACCAGAGGAUUUUGCUCGAGCUCAGAAGUACUGCAAAUACGCUGGCAGCGCUCUGCAGUAUGAGGAUGUGGGUACCGCGGUGCAGAACCUACAGAAGGCUCUCAGGCUGCUGACAACAGGCAGGGAGUAAAGCCUCUGGCCUGGAAGCCAUGUGUUUGCAGCCUCCAGAACUAACAUCCAUCACACUUUGCUCAGCCUGUCGGGAGCAUGGUUUGACAGAAGACUACAGUUCUACUGAGUACGACAGUGACUCCUGUAUGCUUCAGAUUCCUGGGGAAGCAUUCUUCAGCUGCCUCAGCCAGUUGUCAUUGUCCAGCAAGUGGAUCCACUUAUCUCUGAGUAUAGAGAGCUGAUCUUAGCAUCAAACCCUGCUUCAAAAAAGGAAAAUGUCCCUGUAGAAAAUCAUGUUGGGUGUAAGCUUUCUUAAUUUAUAUACACUAAAGGAAGUUUUUGAGAAAUCUGUAAUAUUUGGACAAACCAUAUUAUGUAGCUAUAAUAUCCUAAAUUAAACGUUUAAUAAAGAUUGCCAGAAUAUUCUGGAUUGGCGA
Arvicola amphibius (Eurasian water vole) is the source of this 1440-nucleotide messenger RNA. It is a transcript of the gene Vta1, whose product is annotated as vesicle trafficking 1. The record is from RefSeq and is a predicted model, not a curated record. Bases 48 to 1022 code for a protein of 324 amino acids. Gene Ontology annotation, biological process: late endosome to vacuole transport via multivesicular body sorting pathway. Gene Ontology annotation, cellular component: multivesicular body. The transcript has 9 exons. NCBI's taxonomy places the organism in Eukaryota, Metazoa, Chordata, Mammalia, Rodentia, Cricetidae.